AAAGCCAAUUAAGUGCAGAGAUAGCAAGGCAGAGAUCGAUACACAUAUAUACACGUAUAAGCUUUGGUUAAUUGUUGAUUAGGUUAGCCAUGGCAUCAUCGUCUGCAUCUUGCAUUUCCUUGAUUGUGCUCGUGGCCAUGGCCUCUGCGGCGGCGGCGCAGCAGCUGUCGCCGACGUUCUACGACGCGUCGUGCCCUAGAGCUCUGUCCAUCAUCAAGAGCGCCGUGGCGACCGCCGUGAGCAGCGACCGCCGCAUGGGCGCGUCCCUGCUCAGGCUGCACUUCCACGACUGCUUUGUCCAAGGUUGCGACGCGUCUGUUCUGCUGGCCGGACAAGAGCGGGACGCAGCUCCUAACAAGGAUUCACUGAGAGGCUUCGAGGUCAUCGACGGCAUCAAGACGCAGAUCGAGGCCGUGUGCAACCGCACAGUCUCGUGCGCCGAUAUCCUCACCGUCGCCGCCCGCGACUCCGUCGUCGAGCUCGGAGGGCCGACAUGGACAGUGCCGCUUGGGAGGAAGGAUUCCAUCGACGCAAGCCCGGCGCUUGCACUGACUGAUCUCCCGCCGUUCACCGCUAGCCUCCAGGAGCUCGUAGCCGCAUUCGACAAGAAGGGCCUCACCGUAACCGACAUGGUUGCUCUCUCGGGCGCGCACACGAUCGGGCAGGCGCAGUGCUCGACCUUCAGGGGGAGGAUCUACGGCGAGACCAACAUCAACUCCUCCUUCGCGACGGCGCUGCAGGCGAGCUGCCCCCGGAGCGCCGGCACCGGCGACAUGAACCUGGCGCCGCUGGACGCCGCGACGCCCAACGGCUUCGACAACGCCUACUUCACCAACCUGCUGUCGCAGAGGGGGCUCCUGCACUCCGACCAGGUGCUGUUCAACAACGGCAGCACCGACAACACGGUGAGGAGCUUCGCGUCCAGCGCGGCGGCGUUCAGCAGCGCCUUCACCACGGCCAUGAUCAAGAUGGGGAACAUCGCGCCCAAGACGGGGACGCAGGGGCAGAUCAGGCUCAGCUGCUCCAAGGUGAACUCGUAAGAUCGCUGCAGUGCUGCAUUUUCUGCAGUAAUAACAACGUUUGUAUGAUUGUAUCAUCAGUAUACGUGAUAAGAAUAAGAACCCCACAACCACUAGGAUAUAAUAGUACGUAUGUGUGCGUGUACGUGGAGUGGUGGUGGUACAUGCAGAAUUGCCUAACUCUGUUUCUUAACAGAGAGGACAGACGGGCAUGCAUGGAUGAACCAACAUAUAUAUGUUACGGUUUUUCUCGUGCAAAGGCACGGAGAAAUGGAGGAUUACUAUAUAUAGUCA
This is a messenger RNA of Oryza brachyantha (malo sina), 1313 nucleotides long. Its product is annotated as peroxidase 2-like. Bases 90 to 1040 code for a protein of 316 amino acids. The record is from RefSeq and is a predicted model, not a curated record. Gene Ontology annotation, molecular function: heme binding; peroxidase activity. The transcript has 4 exons. Gene Ontology annotation, biological process: hydrogen peroxide catabolic process; response to oxidative stress. NCBI's taxonomy places the organism in Eukaryota, Viridiplantae, Streptophyta, Magnoliopsida, Poales, Poaceae.